CUAGGGAGCAGGUCACGUGAGCAGGGGGCGGGGACCGCCCUUGUCUGCCAAAAAAAAGCCAUUUUGAGGGAGAGAGAGAGAAAAAAGCAAUAUAAAUAUAUAUAUUUAUAUCAAUUCAUAUCCAGAUGGGGAUAAAGGAAGAGAAGAGCUAGAGUGAGACAAAGAGAGGAAGGGGGAGACUGAGACACAGCGGCGGGGAGAGGAGGGAAUUUGGAGGAAUAAUCUCACACACACAGUCACACAGACACAUAUAUAUAUAUAUACAUCACACACUCACACUCAGACACACGGCAGGGGAGGCCGCACGAGCAGCAGCAGCAGCAGCAGGGUUUCGUCUUUUUUUCACCGGCAAGAUGCAUCGUACGAUGCGGAUCAAGAUGACGGAGCUCAACCCGCACUUGAUGUGCGCUCUCUGCGGAGGCUACUUCAUCGACGCGGCAACAAUCGUGGAGUGUCUGCAUUCCUUCUGCAAGACCUGUAUCCUACGAUACCUAGAAGCACACAAGUUCUGCCCCAUGUGUGACUCCCAAGUCCAUAAAGGGCGACCCCUCCUCAGUAUCAGGUCAGACAAGACAUUGCAGGACAUUGUGUAUAAACUUGUCCCCGGGCUGUUCAGAGGUGAGAUGAAGAGGCGGCGGGAUUUUUACGCUUCUUACUCGCGUUCAAAGGACCGUUCAAGCACAGAGCAAGGGCAGAACGUAUCGGAGUCCGGAGAAAGUCCAGCGCAGGAGGAGCAGAACAUCAGUCUGUCCAUCCAGUUUUCUGAGGAUACCAGGGAUGAGCUACAAGAUCCUGUGGAAAGUGAAGACUUGGAAAAGAGGAACAGUCUGCGAUUCUUGCGCUGCCCGGCCGCCAUGACGAUCACUCAUCUCGCCAAAUUCUUACGGAACAAGAUGGACGUCCCCAGCAAAUACAAGGUUGAAAUUCUGUACGAGGAGGAGCCGCUGAAGGACUAUUACACACUCAUGGACAUUGCGUAUAUUUACCCGUGGGGACGGACCGGUCCUCUUCCUCUCAAGUAUCGGGUCCAGCCUACCUGCAAGAGGUUGAGGUUUAGCCGCCCACGAAGCCUCCUGGAUCUUAAUCGUGGGACGACAUCCGAGGGGGAUUCCACCAGUGACAAGGCUAGCAGCCCCGCUCCUGUUCCCUCCACAUCAUCCUCUCUCCCCAGCCCUGCGACCCCAUGCCAAGGCUCCCCGAACCCCAACACUGAGCUCCCUCCUCCCUCUGCUCUCCACAAUGGCCAUUCUGCUAGCCGAGGCCGCAAGGUGGGACUCAAUGGAGUUCCUGGACCUCCUCUCACCUGAAAGCCUUGUGCCUCUGCAGGUUUUUAUAUAUAUAUAUGUACAUAGACAAAAGGACUUGGUUAUUUUCUAUGGACAAAACAAGAGUAAUUUAAUCCUGACCAUUACAGAAUUCCUGUUUUUUGUUGUUUUAUAAUUUAUAAAUAAAAGGGGUGCAGAGGCAAGGACCCUUCCUACUUGUCCCCGGACAUAUGGCACAGCUCCAUUUGCUUUUAACAGAGAUCCGUCCCGUGACCCCCUGCUCAUUGGAUUUUCAUUUUGGUGGACAAUUCCCUUCUUCAUACUCAUCUUAACCCUCUUAAUAGUUUGUUCCUCUGAUGUGGGUGGGAUUUUGGGGUGUCUCUUCCUGUGUAUCCAAAAUAAAGUGAUACAAAGUGUUUUAUCCUUUGA
Xenopus laevis (African clawed frog) is the source of this 1694-nucleotide messenger RNA. It is a transcript of the gene pcgf2.L, whose product is annotated as polycomb group ring finger 2 L homeolog. The transcript is spliced from 10 exons. Gene Ontology annotation, biological process: chromatin organization; negative regulation of transcription by RNA polymerase II. The record is from RefSeq and is a predicted model, not a curated record. The coding region runs from base 354 to 1307 and encodes 317 amino acids. Gene Ontology annotation, cellular component: transferase complex; nucleoplasm; nucleus. Lineage: Eukaryota; Metazoa; Chordata; Amphibia; Anura; Pipidae. Gene Ontology annotation, molecular function: promoter-specific chromatin binding.